UGGAAAACAAGCGGAGAUCUCUUGACUCAUGAAUCUCAUAUAGCAACACACGUCAUUCGCAAACACUUUGGCAUCAUAAAAUCAUAAAUGAAUGAGAUUUCAAUUGACAAGCUCGUAUCCAUUCGCUUGAAAAGCGUGUACACGCUGAGGGGGGAAAACACACUUUGAAAACUAUUCAUGCCUGUGAUUUCUUUAUUUGCUAGUUUCUGUUUGUUAACUAAAGCAGGAAACGGGUGAGUAUACUGACGCGCCAAAUUCCGAACAUUGUUCAGAAUUCAGGUGACUCCUGUAUGUGCGUGCAUGUAUCUAACUGAAAUAAUGGCGACAACGUCGCGACUGUUUUGCAGAUAUCAUGGUUUACAUGGUCGACAAACUGGACCUGGCCUGGUUCUCGUCCUGGUUCUUGCCAUCAUCUCUCUGGGCGUGGAAUACGUCGAACCCUCGUCAACGCAGGAACCUUCGAAUGAUGCAAAAGUUCGUUUGAUUGAAGGAUCCGACAUACAUGAAGGUGUUCUUGAAUACUUCCAUCCAUUGGAGAAAGUAUGGCUACCCGUGUGUGGUGAAGGCGUACAGACAGAAGACGCAAAUGUUGUUUGUCGAGAGCUCGGAUUCCAUGGAGCUGACGUCAUCAAGAACGUCACAGGAUUCUCAAUAAAUGCAACUAGUGCUCUGUUGAAUGUGUGGUGUGACACAGUGGAUGGAGUACAUAUACAACACAACUCCUUGGAUGAAUGCUUACAGAGCGGUGUAGCGGAUAUUCAGUCGUGUAAUGAAAAGGCGGCUCAUAUUAAAUGUUUGACUACUCGACUGACCGGCGGGCAUGACAUGUCCAGUGGUCGGCUAGAGGUGUGGUCACCGGGCUUUGGCUGGGGAAAGGUUUGCAGUCCGGACUUCGGAGAGAAAGAGCAGGAAGUCACCUGUCGUGAGCUUGGAUACAUGUACGUCAAUUUAGAGAAUCUGGGAAGCGCAAAUCAAUUUCAGGAUUCUGCUCUGACGUAUGAAUGGGAGGAUAUAAGAUGCACUGGAUCUGAAACCAAACUAGCAGACUGUGAUGUGGAUACCACUGGCUCUACUAGCUGUCCUGGUGAUAAUGAUGCAUACGCAUCCUGCACUAACAUCGAGUCUGAUCCAGGUAAACCUCCUUUCAUGGGUGUGAAGUUGUUUGAUGGGCCCUGUGCAACGGAAGGUCGACUGGAGGUCUUUGAUGGUCAUGAUUACGGUACGGUCUGUCAAGAACAAAUCACUCAGCUCGAUGCACGGGUCGUCUGCCGUCAACUGGGCUUCGAGUACGAGAAUGCUGAGGUGGUUAAAUGCUGUGAUACCUACCCCGCUGCUAGGGUGGGAGCCUCUGAUUUAUUCGGAGUUCUUAAUUGCACUGGUGACGAGUCCAUGAUUGCUCAAUGCCCCCACCCUCCGGUUGGAUCCAGGGUGGGGUGUACCACGUUGAGACACGUCAAUGAUGUGGGGAUCAGAUGUCAAGCUUGCCAAAUAAAAAAGGUCAACAUCGCCGCUGUGAUCGGGGGUGUCGUGGCCUUCACUGUCGUCUUCAUCGUCAUUGGUGUCGUGCUGUGGUACAUCUGCUAUAUCCCUAGGAGGAAAUACGAGGCAGCUGCCGACGAACAAGACGACGAGCCCGACAUUGAACCAAAGGAUGAGGCCACCGAUCACGUACCUACGGCGAAUGGGUUUGAGGAGAAUGCAAAUGAAGAUAUGGGAACCGAACUGAACGAUGAUGACUUACGGGAAAAGAAAUUAGAAACGGAAGAUUCAUUCGUUUGAUGAUUCCCGAACAGUUUUUUUUAUAGUGUAGGCUUACAAGCGUACUAACGAAAAUCAACUUUGCUUGAAGGCGAGUUGAUACAUCCCCUCAUGAUAGCAUCAACAUGGUCAAGUUGAUUUGAAUAAAAUAGAGAAAAACGCUAUAUACAGUGCAUAUCAAUAAAAAAAUUACACUUUGAAAAAGUCCUGGGAAUUGAAAAAUAUACAUUAUGAGGAUAUUUUUUCGCACAUGUUCUUGGGUUUGAGUCUCAUCUAACAUACGAAAGUAAAAAAAAGACUACAUGAGCACUGUCCAUUUAUUGUAAAGCUCGCAGAUAUCGGUUGGCUCAGAAUUGCUCAUUUUCACGCGGUGUCAAGGAAAAAAGGCGAAAACAAACUGACCAAGUGGGAUAUGUCUCAUACAUUUCUCUUGCAUUUAGCCACUUGAAAUGAAAUAGAUACAUUUAAACAUUUUGUCACAACUUUGCCACCCAAAUUAACACUUUAACCCCAGGUAAUCACAACCUUAACCCUUUUUUGUGCCAGAUGGAUCUGAGCCUGGACAUAACUGAAUGUAAACAAACGUUUAUUUCAGACUUCUCCAGCAUUUUUAAAGUAAGUUUGUUUGUUUUCUUAAUCAUUUAAAGUGGGUUUACAUUUCAUAUUUCAUUUAGUACUUGUUUCUUUACGCUUUUCUGAAGAUAAUUCUAAAAAAAAUAUUUCAUGUGUAUCACAACUCUGUGUGAAGCAGACAUCACCAUGAUCAUGAUGAUGGUCUCGGUGCGUGUGAAGGGGCGGGGGUGCAAUGGCGCUCUAUGAUUUUUUUGGCAAGAAAACGAGUCUAAAAGAUAAAAGAUAUAUUCAAAUCAAUCUUUCCAACUAAAGUCCAUGUGUUCUUCACGAUUAACGUCUACUUUUAUCCAUUUAACAAUUUCCAAGUUCUGCGCAAAUCAUUUUUCACGAAAUUCUGAAAAGUAAUUUUUGCUCACUCAAACGGAAAGAUUUUUCGACAGAUAUAUCAUCAUUUGCUUAAAGAGGUCUGUGCCAACGUUUAAAUGUUGAAGCUUCAGCAUAUUACAAACAUAUAAUUUUACAGGAUUAUUUCUAAGUAUAAGCUUUUUUUGAUGCGCACUGUAUAUCCUUAAUUUGAGUAACACAGGAAUAACUGAGAGGAAAUCAUCUGAAAGCCUGUUGAACCGGAUGUACUUUUUUUAUUCAAAGUUUGCCUAGUUUCUUGAAAUAUUUAUUAUGGAUAACACGAGGGGUAUGAUAAACAGAGGAAUUUAUUUGCUUUACACAAUCAUUGUUGUCUUUGCGUUUGGUUUGAUUGUAUGCUAUACUGCUAUAUAAUAGCAGGGCCCCUGGGAGAACAGUGUUCGGAACUGAAGUGACUUCCCUGGGUAAAUAUGCCGGUAUUAUUAUUAUUACUAUUAUUAUCAUACUUGAUAGGUAUCAAUAGUGGUUAAACGACGAUUUCAUAGAUCGAAAAUAUGACACGUUUUAAAAUUUCAUACAAUAAAGUACAAAAGAAGAAGUGAUUAUUUGACACCAUCGGCUCUCUCAUUGCAAUACCAUCUGUAACACAAUUUUGUUUGUUAAAGUUAGAAAUACCAUGAUUUUGAUGUUUUCAUAUCCGAUUUUUAUCUAAUCGUCAGUGUUAUGUUGUUUUAUUUGUCUCUCUUUCAUUAAAGGUAUUUGUUGUAAGGUU
Molecule: messenger RNA, 3466 nt
Organism: Lytechinus variegatus (green sea urchin)
Lineage: Eukaryota; Metazoa; Echinodermata; Echinoidea; Temnopleuroida; Toxopneustidae
Product: neurotrypsin-like
Exons: 9
Coding region: 301-1779 (492 amino acids)
Cellular component (GO): membrane
Source: RefSeq, a predicted model, not a curated record